GCAAAAUCACUAGGCCUUUUGGAUAGAGGAUCUAGAGGGCGUGGGGGACGUGGUUCAGUGUUGAGAGGAAGGAGUUUCCGUGGAAGAGGUUCUCGGAAUCUUACAUCAGUAGAUCACCGACCGAGGAAAAUUAUUGUAUCUGGGACUGAAGAAGUUAAAAAAGAUGAUAUGCACAUGCAUUUUGUGCAAUUUGGAGAAAUUGAGAGUGUAGAAGAUACUCAGAAUGGUAUUGUCGUAGCUUUCAAGACAAGGAGGGAUGCAGAAAAGGUAAUAAUUCCUAAAGAUAUCUCCUAUUUGUCCACAACCUACCAUUAUGAUG
Limulus polyphemus (Atlantic horseshoe crab) is the source of this 319-nucleotide messenger RNA. Its product is annotated as RNA-binding protein 26-like. Gene Ontology annotation, molecular function: RNA binding. The transcript is spliced from 2 exons. NCBI's taxonomy places the organism in Eukaryota, Metazoa, Arthropoda, Merostomata, Xiphosura, Limulidae. The annotation marks the transcript as partial. The record is from RefSeq and is a predicted model, not a curated record. Gene Ontology annotation, cellular component: nucleus.